This is a messenger RNA of Triplophysa rosa, 2289 nucleotides long. It is a transcript of the gene sowahca, whose product is annotated as sosondowah ankyrin repeat domain family Ca. Bases 13 to 1497 code for a protein of 494 amino acids. The record is from RefSeq and is a predicted model, not a curated record. The transcript has a single exon. Gene Ontology annotation, molecular function: protein binding. NCBI's taxonomy places the organism in Eukaryota, Metazoa, Chordata, Actinopteri, Cypriniformes, Nemacheilidae.
AGAUGUGAUAUAAUGGCGACGGAAUGCACGCAAGAAUCCGUUCUGGACUUUCUGUUGGAAAACGGAGGGCGUGUGAAAAACAAGGUCUUGGUAGAGCGUUUCAGAGUCUUUCUGAGCAGCGACAAUACCAAGAGAGCGCUAUUAAAAGAGAGAUUUAAGCGCUUCGUUGACAACAUCGCUUAUGUGAAGCAGGAGGAUGGAGAGAAAGUGGUCUGUUUGAAGAAGAAACACAGAGAGAUGCGGAGCGCGCGCGCGCAGGGUGGCGAUAAAGACCUCGACAGAGGAAUGAACGCGAUACAGUUCAAAGAGAAUGACGGUAUCAAUGGAGAAAUAACUAGAAAACACGACCUAAAUCAAGAAUCUGAGGCGACAUCGGACGCGAAUAUGAACGUCUCCGAUGCGUUGUGCAUAUCAGACAUCGCAUUGACUGAGAGAAACGAGCAGAAGUCGCGUGAGAACAUCAAUGACACAAAUGAUCUGCAGCUCUCCGACAGACAGUCGACUGCAAAACUGGACUCUAGGGCAGGAGAAUCUCCACACACAUCCCAGAUCCGGAGGAGAACAUCCAGAGGAUCUCAGCGCAGUCUGCUGCUGCUGCUGGCCUCCUCCGAGGAUGCUCAGGGCGGUCCGGGUGACGCGGUGGGCACGGACGGGACCCCUAAAGGCAGCCGCAAGACUUUCAUUGAGCUCAUGAAGAGCAGUUCUCCGCAGGUGAGACGUUCGCUCGUGCACCGCACCUCUCAAGAGCACAUAUCGGCCACGUAUCACUCGUCCUCCGUGGAUGAGGAUUGUGCCUGCGUAACCCUGGACCCUCUGGAGCACGAGUGGAUGGUGCGCUCGGCAGAUGGCGAAUGGGACACCCUGCGGCGUCUGCUCGGGUGCGAACCCACGCUCAUCCUGAAGAAAGACUUCGUCACGGGUUUCACGUGUCUGCACUGGGCGGCCAAGCAGGGCAAACACGAGCUGCUGGCCACGCUGGUGAACUUCGCCAAACAGCACGACGUCGCCAUCAACCUGAACGCCCGCUCGAGUGCCGGGUACACCCCGCUACACCUGGCGGCCAUCCACAACCGCAUCGAGGUCAUGAAGCUGCUCGUGGGCGCUUACGACGUCGAUGUGGACGCCAGGGAUUAUAACGGGAAGAAAGCGGCCCAGUACCUGCGAGCCACCGUCACGGGUGACAUCAAAGACAUCAUUGGGGCCUGUGGGAGCGCGGACGCGGCGAGUGCGUCUGGUGUAGGCCGAUGGUGGCUUCCUAAAGUCCUGCCGUCCAACCUGAACCCGCUGCGGCUCUUAAACCCGCCGGAGGAGCCGGUACCGGACGGGCAGGUGAAACCUCGCGCGCUCUACCGGAAGUCGUCCAUCGGCCGCAGACUGCAGAGAACCAGAUUCAAGACGCAGAUUGUCCACAGCACUUCAUUCAGAGAGAACGACGAGAGAGAUGACGCACUCAAGAGUCCCGUCAAAACAAGACCCAUGUCUAAUCUGUUCGGUUGAAGCCGAAAUGUUACAAUCAUUUAUAAAAGUUAAAUAUAAUAUAUAUAUAUAUAUAGCCUAUGCAAAUAUUGUAUGUGCUGUAACACCCCCCCCCCAGGAUGCAGCAACAAUUAGGCAUUUAUGCAGACUUUUAAUAAAUAAAAUCUGUCAUUUGCUCGCCCUUAAAGUAUGUCAAAGCUGCAGUGAAAAUAUUUUUAGUUUUCUAUUGUUUUAGAAUAUAGUGCAUAACUCUUUAUUUAUUUUUUUCCUAUAAUUCCUUUUUAAUGUUUCAUAAAAAAACAGCAUUUGGUACAACAUCAUUGUCAUUUUUAGCUGAAGAUCAACUGCACAAUGUACGCGUUCAUAUUGUACAGAUUACUGAUCUGCUUACUGGAACAAACUUUAUACUGACACAGUUUUUAAAGCAAUGUUUUAGGAGAUAUAUCAUGUGCAGUAAUACAGAUUGUUAUUAUUUCACACACACUGUUCAAAUGGGCACACUGAUGCACUUUGUGUUUAAAUUGUUGUGUUUUUAUUGUCUUUGUAGCGUGCUUUUGUCUUUGAGCAUUUUUUAUGACUGUUAUCCUAGAAAUGUGAACUUGACCUCAGUGUUUAUAUGAUACAGGACAUGUAAAGCUGUUGACCCAUUGAUGUAGGCACUUUUAGGUUAUCGGAAAUAAGUUUUUAUGUUUUUAGAAUGUCAUCCAGAUAUAUGAAUUCUCAAGAGCUGCAUUUUAAAUUUACUUUUUCUAUCAUGAAGCAACUGUCACUUGGGAGGAAAAACUCUAAAACCCGGUAAAAGUGCUAAAUCUC